Molecule: messenger RNA, 1622 nt
Organism: Danio rerio (zebrafish)
Lineage: Eukaryota; Metazoa; Chordata; Actinopteri; Cypriniformes; Danionidae
Source: RefSeq, a predicted model, not a curated record
AUCGCCGCAUGCGGAGAUCGGAGAGAGCAGAGGUUUAUUUCCUCUUCUGUUACGGGUGUUGUUCGUCUGUUCAGAGAAUAUUCCCAUCAGGAUCAAGUGAAGAGUUUACUGAAGGACAGCGAGAACAUGAGUGAUCCAGAACCCUGCAGAAUUAAACCUGAAGAUACUGAACAACAAAUAGACCUAAUUGAAGAAAAUGUGGCGAGUAAAGAGGAAGAACAUCAUGUCAAAGUUGAGGAAAAAUAUCUUAAGAUUCACAUGAGUAUGAUUCACACUGGAGAAAAAUCAUUGACAUGUACUCAGUGUGGGAAGAGCUUCAGCCAAUUAUCAAACCUUAAUAAACACAUGAAGAUCCACACUGGAGAGAAACCAUUCACAUGCACUCAGUGUGGGAAGAGUUUCAGCCAAUCAUCAUCUCUCAAUCUGCACAUGAUGAUCCACACUGGAGAGAAACCAUUCAGAUGCACUCAGUGUGGCAAGAGCUUCAUCCAAUCAUCGUCCCUUAAUCUACAUAUGAGAAUCCACACUGGAGAGAAACCAUUUAGAUGCACUCAGUGCGGGAAGAGUUUCAGCCAAUCAUCAUCCCUUAAUCUACACAUGAGGAUUCACACUGGAAAGAAACCAUUCACAUGUACUCAGUGUGGGAAGAGCUUCAACCAAUCAUCAAACCUUAAUCAACACAUGAAGAUUCACACUGGAGAAAAACCAUUCACGUGCAUUCAGUGUGGAAAGAGUUUCAGCCAAUCAUCAAACCUUAAUCACCACAUGAGGAUCCACACUGGAGAGAAACCAUUCACAUGUACUCGGUGUGGGAAGGGUUUCAGCCAGUCAUCAUCCCUUAAUCUACACAUGAGGAUCCACACUGGAGAGAAACCAUUCAGAUGCACUCAGUGUGGGAAGAGUUUCGGUCGAUCAUCACAGCAUGAUAUACACAUGAAGAGCCACACUGGUGUGAGAGAGUAUGUUUGCUUUGAGUGUGAGAAAACCUUUAUUACAUCUGGAGAGUUGAAACUGCACCAGAGGAAUCACGCUGGGGAGAAACCGUACAAGUGUUCACACUGCGACAAGAGGUUUAAUCAGUCAGAACAUCUGAAAAGACAUGAGAGGACUCACACUGGAGAGAAACCGUACAUGUGUUCACACUGCAACAAGAGAUUCAGUCAGUUACCGCAUCUGAAAACACAUGAGAGGAUUCACACUGGAGAGAAACCGUACAGAUGUGAUCAGUGUCUACAGAGUUUCGCUCAUUUGGUGCAGCUUAAGAAACACAUGGACCAAAAGCUGCACACAUGACAUGAAUACAGCAUAACAUUUUUUUUUAUAUGCAAAGGAGCUUUUGGUUUGGUGUGCACCCCCCUUUGAGUCCUUAAAAUCUCUCUGCGAGUGAUCCUACAGAUGCGGAUACAUCUGUACAGCUCUGCUGCUUCACUGUCCAGUGUGUUCAUGUGGCUAGUGUUGUUGUUUUGGAUGAUGUUCUCUGUCUGACCCACUCAAUGAGAAACAACUGGAAGAGAGAGAUCAUCAUCUACAGCUUAACCUCGCGAAAACGGAAAUGCUUGAAGUUUCUGCCAACUCGACUCUACACCAAAACUUUUCAAUCCAGAUGGACGGGGCAACCAUUA